Messenger RNA from Sinocyclocheilus anshuiensis, 909 nucleotides. RefSeq names its product AT-rich interactive domain-containing protein 1A-like. Gene Ontology annotation, cellular component: nBAF complex; brahma complex; nucleoplasm. The transcript has a single exon. NCBI's taxonomy places the organism in Eukaryota, Metazoa, Chordata, Actinopteri, Cypriniformes, Cyprinidae. Gene Ontology annotation, molecular function: nucleosome binding. The annotation marks the transcript as partial. The record is from RefSeq and is a predicted model, not a curated record. Gene Ontology annotation, biological process: chromatin remodeling; positive regulation of DNA-templated transcription; regulation of transcription by RNA polymerase II.
UCCGACAGACCUGCUGACUGCUUAGAAACUGCCUCUGAGGGGAAUUCACACAUAGAGAAAGAUGAAGACAAACAAGUAACAGAGACGACAACUUCAGAAAACAUCAGGCCAGCACCUCCAAGCCCGUCAUUACAGGGUCAGCGCUCCAUCGCCGUUUUAGAAGAUGAGCCACACAGCAAGGAUGAAGCUCCUCUUGUCACGCUCUUAGACUGGCAAGACUCCCUUGCCCGUCGCUGCAUCUGUGUCUCCAACAUUGUCCGCAGCCUCUCGUUUGUCCCGGGCAAUGACUCGGAGAUGUCAAAGCAUCCAGGGCUGUUGCUACUGCUUGGCCGCCUGUUGCUUCUCCACCAUCGUCAUCCAGAGCGCAAGCAGGCGCCUUUAACCUACGAGAAAGAAGAGGAGGUGGAUGAGAGUCAUGGUAGCAAGAAAGACGAGUGGUGGUGGGACUGUUUGGAGGUACUGCGGGAAAAUUGCUUGGUCACUCUUGCCAACAUUUCAGGCCAGCUUGACUUCUCUGUCUACACUGAGAGCAUCUGCCUGCCUCUGCUGGAUGGCUUGCUCCAUUGGGCCGUUUGUCCUUCAGCGGAAGCCCAAGACCCCUUCCCUAGUCUUGGGCUCAACGGCGCCUUGUCCCCCCAGAGACUAGUCCUGGAGACCCUCUGUAAGCUCAGCAUUCAGGACAACAAUGUGGACCUCAUUCUGGCGACGCCACCUUUUAGUAGAUUAGAGAAGCUGUUUGGUAACCUCGUGCAUCUAGUUGGAGAGCGAAAGGUGCCUGUUUGUCGGGAGAUGGCAGUCGUGCUGCUGGCCAAUCUCGCACAGGGUGACAGCCUGACGGCCCGUGCCAUUGCGGUACAGAAGGCCAGUGUAGGGAAUCUAUCUACUGCACAUGCAGGGGUCACACUUUGA